AUGGACACGCCCAAAUCUUAUUAUCUCUACAACCCCUCCGAGACGUUGGCAGGAGUUGUCGCAGGUCUUUAUGGAGUGAGCUUUUGCAUCACGCUCUGGCAAAUCAUUCGGAAGAAGGCCUGGGUAUGGCUCUUCAUGUUGCUUGCUAUUGCGAAAAAGGGACCUUACGUGGUUCAGUUCACACUUGUGAUUUUACCUCCAGUUUUGAUGGCCGGUGUCAUCUACGUUAUCUUCGCUAGAGUCGUCUUCUGGGUUGUUCCUCCAGAGUCGAGAACUCUUCGCUUUCUCUGGGUGCCUGUUUACGACGCAGCUCGCUUCAUCACUCUCCUCUUUGUUGGCUUCGAUAUCAUCUCGCUCCUCCUCCAACUUGUCGCGGCAGUUCUCAUUGCGGGCACCGACCCAACCGAUCCUGAUGCGAAGAGUAAACUCAACCUGGGCAAGACACUUGGUAUUGUCGGUGUGAGCACUCAAAUUGCUGGCUUCGGUCUUUUCACUGUUUCCGCCAUCCGAUUCCACUUCGCUGCGAGACGACUUAGCCCCGACUUUGCCAAAGAUAAUCAGGAGAAGCAUGGUAUUGUGAAGAAAUGGCAGACCCUACUCAUUGUGGUUAAUGUCUCGUGCCUCCUCAUUCUCGUCCGUUCAAUCUAUCGUGAGAUUGACUUUGCUGGCGGCAAGGAUGGCACUACCCACCAAAAGGAGUGGUAUUUAUAUGUUUUCGACACUCUUACCAUCUUGCUCGUCGUCUUCCUCUACAAUGUCUUCUUUCCAGGCGGCUAUCUCAAGCAUCUUGGUUUCAAAGUGCCCAAACACCAAGGCGCGGUUCUGGACACGGAGGCUGCCGACAAGCAGGUCUCAACGACUGCGGAGUCUGUAUGA
Fusarium subglutinans is the source of this 876-nucleotide messenger RNA. Its product is annotated as rta1 domain protein. Lineage: Eukaryota; Fungi; Ascomycota; Sordariomycetes; Hypocreales; Nectriaceae. The transcript has 5 exons. Gene Ontology annotation, cellular component: membrane. Bases 1 to 876 code for a protein of 291 amino acids. The record is from RefSeq and is a predicted model, not a curated record.